Colletotrichum fioriniae is the source of this 849-nucleotide messenger RNA. Lineage: Eukaryota; Fungi; Ascomycota; Sordariomycetes; Glomerellales; Glomerellaceae. The record is from RefSeq and is a predicted model, not a curated record.
AUGUCUCGAGGCGCUCCGCUCGAGAAAGCCGGAGGCGCGCCGCAACCGAACAUCAUCGACCUUGUCAAAAGCACGGACAUUGUAUUCAUCUCACUCAGCGACGAUAAAGCACUCGAGGCGACACUGGACGCGAUCCUGGACGACGCAGCCAUAGUUGAUCUGACAGGUAAGAUCAUUGUCGACACUUCAACGGUCCACCCCCUGUCGUCUGCAAAGGCGAAAGACAGGCUGGCAGCAAAGGGAGCCCAAUUUAUUGCUGCGCCGGUGUUCGGGGCGAGCCCAAUCGCUGUGCAGGGUAAGCUGCUCUGGAUCGUCGCUGGACCCGAUGAUGCCGUAGAGAAGAUCAGGCCGUUCAUCGUCGGCGUCAUGGGCAGAGGCAUCAUCCGUCUAGGAGAAGACGUGCAGAAAGCCAGCAUCAUGAAGACGGCCGGAAACUUUGUGACCGCGGGAAUGAUGGAGCUGGUUGCAGAGGCCCAAGUCUUUGCGGAGAAGUCCGGACUCGGCAGCGAGGUAAUGGAAGAUCUUCUCGGACAACAGUUUGGGCCCUUGGCUCAGGGCAUGUCAAAGCGCUUGACGACCGGUGCCUACUUACCGCCUCGUGACGAGAGGCCGUGGUCUGACUUGUCCCUGGCGAUGAAGGAUGUCGGGCAUGGCCUGAGCUGUGCAGAGCAGGCCGGUGUGCGUCUCCAUAUCGCCGAUAUUGCUGCUGGGCAUCUGAAAGAAGCGAAGAAAAUUUCAGAUAUUCAAGGGCGGGCAUUCGAUUCUUCGUCAUUGUAUGGCGUGGUGAGAACGGAAGCCGGACUCGAUUUUGAGACAGAUCUCGUCAAGAAGAGAGAUGGCUCUUCCUGA